Messenger RNA from Ictalurus punctatus (channel catfish), 3426 nucleotides. It is a transcript of the gene map2k4a, whose product is annotated as mitogen-activated protein kinase kinase 4a. Gene Ontology annotation, molecular function: ATP binding; JUN kinase kinase activity. Lineage: Eukaryota; Metazoa; Chordata; Actinopteri; Siluriformes; Ictaluridae. The coding region runs from base 1687 to 2838 and encodes 383 amino acids. The transcript has 12 exons. Gene Ontology annotation, biological process: MAPK cascade; protein phosphorylation. The record is from RefSeq and is a predicted model, not a curated record.
AGAGAUGUCAGGCGCCAUGUCUCCGCGUUUCUCUCUCUCUCUCUUCCGGUGUGUCUCGGCUCUCGGCUUAGCUGCGAGACGCUAGCUGGGUGAUAGCCAGGUUCAGCGUUAGCGCUCUGUUUAUCUCACAACAACAACAACAACAACACGGCAUUUAAAUUGCAGUCAGAAAUAGCUAGCGCCGUGUUCGUUUGAUGCGUGUCGUAUUUAUUUAUUUUUUUGACACGACAUCAUCCGGGUUGUUGGCGAGCUAGCUCUGUGGCUACACCUGUUCGACUGAACUAACGGUUAGCCGAGGAUACGAGCUAUUUAAUCUCUUAAAAUCAGCCCUCAUUUGCAUAACGAGCCCAGAAUCCGGAUUAAUUCAUGAAUAAUUCAUCGAGCUGUAAUGUUUAAGAUGAGCCAGCUAGAUAAUAUGUGAAUAUAAUUAUGUAGUUAAUCAGCUUGUUUUUUUCCCUUCUUUUUAAAUUCUCCUGUGUAAUUCACACAAAUAGAGAAGUUUUCUGGCGCGUGCGUUAUUUUGUCAUUUCCCAACUGCCAUUUAACGGUAUUUUAAAGGGAACUGAAUAAUUCUUGAAAGACACGUUAAAUAUGUUUAUAUUGUUGAAUGAUUCUGGUGUUAAAUGUAUUGGUUGAUGCUGUAUUUACAUAAUGCCUGUGAGAAGUUAGAGAUUAUAUCCCUCUGAAUGUUACAUUAACGGUAAAUGUGAAUGUGUCUUUCCGUGACCUCCAGCAGCCAAUCAGAGACAGGCCUGGGUCAUAAACCCUUCUGAUUGGUUAAGUGUGAUACAAAAUAGCGUGGAGGAGGCGGAGCUUAAUUACUGCAAGUCUGAGGUUGGACAUGCUGCGGUCAUUCAUGCUACCCGAUAAACGAUACAUCCGGAAUUAUCGUAAAAAUAAGUUUAGGAGUUAUCGUAAAUACGCAGCGAAUUAUCAUAAUUAAGUGCCACGAUUGUAAACAUGUCAGGAAUUAUCGUACCUACGUUGAGUGAUCAUAAAUACGUUGAGAAUUAUCGUACAUGCCUCAAGAUUUAUUGUGAAUAUGACAGGAAUUAUUGUAUGUACGUUGAGAAUUAUCCUAUAUACGUCAAGAAUUACCGUACGUACGCUGAAAAUGAUCCUAUACACCUCAAGAAUUAUCGUAAGUGUGUCAAGAAUUCUCGUAAAAAUGUUGAGAAUUCUUGUAAAUGUCAAGAAGUAUUGUAAAUACGUCAAGAAUGAUCGUACGUGCCUCGAAAUUUAUCCUAUAUACGUCAAGAAGUAUCGUAAAUGGCAAGAAUUACCGUACAUACGUUGAGAAUUAUCGCUAUAAAUGUCAAGAAUGAUCAUAAAUACGCUGCAAAAAUAUCUUGAAAACAUCGAGAAUGAUCAUAAAUACGCACAGAAUUAUCAUAAAUAUGUUGAAAUGAUUGUAAACAGAUCAGGAAGUGGAAAUAUGCCAACACUGAUCAUAAACACGUCGAGAAUUAUCGUAAAUAUUUGGAGAAUCAUUGUAAAUACGUCCAGGUUUCUCGUAAAUGCGUAGAGAAUGAUCUUAAAUACGUUGAAAAUGAAUGUGAAUAUCUUCAUCUGCUGAAUUACAGGAAUCAAGAUUAAUUAGAAUAUUUUUGAUUUUCUGAUUUGACCUUUGAACCCAAGCCUUUUUUGUCCUAUGACACUUUUUUUCCUUCUCACCUCUGACCCCUAAUGCCCCGCAUGACCCGCUUGAUGCUGGACCACGGAUUUCAGAUUAACCUGUCUGGAGCUGCCCAAAGUAAACGUAAAGUACUGAAGAUAGAUUUUGCCAAUCCGUCAAUCAAAUCAUCCACCAGAUUCAACCUCAGCACUGCGGGACCGCCCUUCCAGAACCCUCACAUAGAACGUUUGCGCACACACAGUAUUGAAUCAUCAGGAAAGUUAAAGAUCUCUCCAGAGCAGCUCUGUGACUUCACAGCGGAGGAUCUGAAGGACUUGGGGGAGAUUGGCCGAGGAGCGUAUGGCUCCGUCAACAAGAUGGCGUACAAACCCAGCGGACAGAUCAUGGCUGUAAAGAGGAUCAGGUCGACGGUGGAUGAGAAGGAGCAGAAGCAGUUGCUGAUGGAUCUGGAUGUGGUGAUGAGGAGCAGUGACUGUCCCUACAUUGUCCAGUUCUACGGAGCGCUUUUCAGAGAGGGCGACUGUUGGAUAUGUAUGGAACUCAUGUCUACCUCUCUUGACAAAUUCUAUAAAUAUGUGUAUUCCACGCUGGAGGACGUGAUCCCUGAGGAGAUCCUGGGCAAAAUUACACUUGCUACUGUGAAAGCACUUAACCACUUAAAAGAAAACUUGAAAAUAAUUCACAGAGACAUUAAGCCAUCGAACAUUCUGUUGGACAGGAACGGGAACAUUAAGCUGUGUGAUUUCGGGAUCAGUGGGCAGCUGGUCGACUCCAUCGCGAAGACCCGAGACGCAGGCUGCAGGCCGUACAUGGCACCAGAGAGAAUAGACCCUGGUGCCUCCAGACAGGGUUAUGAUGUACGCUCAGAUGUCUGGAGUUUGGGAAUUACACUGUACGAGCUGGCGACCGGGCGGUUUCCGUACCCGAAGUGGAACAGUGUGUUUGAUCAGCUCACACAGGUGGUGAAAGGAGAUCCUCCACAGCUCAGCAACUCCGAGGAGAGAGAGUUCUCACCCAAAUUCAUCAACUUCGUCAACCUGUGCCUUACAAAGGAGGAGUCGAAAAGGCCAAAGUACCGAGAACUUCUGAAGCACUCGUUCAUCCAGAUGUAUGAGGAGCGCUCUGUAGACGUGGCCAGUUACGUGUGCAGGAUCCUCGACCAGAUGCCCGCGUCCCCCAGCUCGCCCAUGUACGUGGACUAAAACGUGCACGUGCACGCCGGUCCACGUGGAGGACAAACAGAAACGCAAGCUGUUGUGUAAAGUUUCGCUUCGUCACAGAACCCUGCAGUGUUCCUCGGAAAAUGCAGAGACUCCCAGAGCAGUGAGACAGCUGUCCUCCAUCACGCCUACAUAUACUGUCUGUCUCUCUGUCUGUCUCGUGUCUCACCUCACAGCUCGCACCCUCCACUGAUGUGUGGUCUCCGCUUGAGGACACCUCGUCUCUGGACGUACUGUACAUACACCCCGCUGCUCUGUGUGUGUGUGUGUGUGUGUGUGUGUGUGUGUGUGUGUGUGUGUGUGUGCGCGCGUGUGUUUCUGGUCGUGGAGGAGGUUUGGAGAGCGGCCGUACCGAAGCGCUGCUCACGCUGGUUUAUCUGCUCUCUGCCUGAUGACGGCUCAAUCCCAAAUGCCCUGCUUCAUACCCACGUGCACUAUGUAGGGUGGUUAAUAAUGGUUCCUGCACCCUAUGAAGUGCGCAUUGUGUCAUUUGGGAUUCAGCCCAUGAUUGUGUCAUUACUGUAUAAUGAUCCACGUUCUGAUAUAUAAAAUAAAUAAACUGGAAAUGUA